Molecule: messenger RNA, 1020 nt
Organism: Sardina pilchardus (European sardine)
Lineage: Eukaryota; Metazoa; Chordata; Actinopteri; Clupeiformes; Clupeidae
Product: trace amine-associated receptor 13c-like
Exons: 2
Coding region: 1-1020 (339 amino acids)
Biological process (GO): G protein-coupled receptor signaling pathway
Cellular component (GO): membrane
Molecular function (GO): trace-amine receptor activity
Source: RefSeq, a predicted model, not a curated record
AUGGAAAUAAGUGGCUCUGUGGAACAAAAUGUACAAUAUUGCUUUCCGUCAAACAACGUAUCCUGCCUUAAAGAGAUACGAUCUCGAUCUGAAAUUAUAAUUCUGUACAGUUUCUUUGCAGCACUUUCGCUGUGUACUGUGUUUUUAAACCUGCUUGUGAUCAUCUCCAUCUCCCACUUCAAGCAGCUUCACACUCCCACUAACCUGGUCAUCCUCUCUCUUGCUGUGGCAGACUUUGUUGUUGGGGUUUUUGUGAUGCCUAUCGAAAGUGUCAGAUUAAUUGACAACUGCUGGUAUUUUGGUGUAACAUUUUGUUCAUUAUUUCCAUUCAUUAUUUACAUAGUUGUCUCUGCCUCACUUGGUAAUUUGGUUUUCAUAUCAAUUGACAGGUACAUAGCUGUAAGGGAUCCACUGAGGUAUCAUUCCAAAGUGACAAACCGAAAAACUCUGUUCUGUAUAUUCCUCAGUUGGUUUUGGGCCGUGCUAUAUGCUGUGAUUAAUUUAUAUGAUCAUAUGAAUCACCCAGUUGUUUACAGUUCAUGCUAUGGCCAUUGCAUAGUUGUCAUUGACUACACACUCGCCAUCAUUGAUCUCAUCAUUACUUUUCUUAGUCCAUGCACCGCCAUGAUUACUUUGUAUAUCAGAAUCUAUAUCACAGCCAGAAGACAAAUAACACUCAUAUCUACUGCAACUUUCAACGUAUACCACUCCACCGAAAAUGAGCUAACGACAGCAAAGAAAUCCGGACAUAAGGCUGCAAAGACUCUUGGCAUUGUUGUUUUCAUGUAUUUAAUUUGCUGGAUUCCGUAUUAUAUUUCUCUCCUCACGGAGAGCAGUGUAUCCACAUCCUCACUCAUGUUCAAUGUAUUCAGCUGGUUCACGUACAUUAAUUCUUGUAUAAAUCCUGUAAUUUACGCUCUCUUCUAUCCAUGGUUCAAAACAUCAGCACAACACAUCUUGACCCUUAAAAUACUCAACCCAUCAUCAUCUCUUAAAAACUUGUUUCCAGAGAAUCAAUAG